UCCCUCGUUCUCCUCCUCCCAUUCCUCCCACUCUCUUAUCCACACUACACAACACCAGAUGCCAGCGUUGGACAGGCAGGGGCGGUGGCGAAGGCCUCCGGCGGUCGGAGCAGGUCGCCGGGCGUGGGGAUGGUGAGCGGCAUGGCUAGGCUCCAGCGACCGCGGGCGUCUCCUCCACCGCAUCCCCACCAUGGAUGGCCGGCCCCGAACUCCUUCGACGCCGCAUCCCGUCCUUCGACGCCGCAUCCCGUCCUUCGACGCCGCAUCCCUGCCAUGGACAGCCGGCCCCUUAAAUCCUCCGACGCCGCAUCCUUGCAGGUCAUCCAACGUUGCAUCCCCUGCCAUGGACGGCCAGCCCCAAACUCCUCCGCCUGGGACUUCGGGUAGGCGGGAUGGGCUCGAGGCCGCGGUUGUGGCCGGAGGAGAUCCGGUGGUGCCUCGGUGGUAGCGGCAGCGAGGGCGUGGCACUGGCUAUAUGGGGCGCUCCAUGCGGGAUCCUUCCCGAGAGCGAGGGGCUGCUUAGGCUCUUCGGCUGGUCCCGCCGCUCAUGGAGCCGCCCGCCUCCGAGUCCUUGGUGGCACACUCCCCCUGCAUCACUUUCGGCAGCGGUGGGGACGGCGGGUCGCUGCCUGCUGACGGUGAUGUGGCGUACCUCGAUGACGGGCCGACGAGGACCCGAGCCGCCAUGCCAUUCAAGCCCUCUUCGGCUGCUCCGACCGCCUCGACCAAGCGGUCAUGGUCGCGGCGGCCGCCGCCCAGGUGAUCGCGCUUGUCGUCUACAUCUAGCUCUUGAGUGUGGCCAUCAACUCGCUCUCAUGGUCAUCAGCUAUCUGAACCAUCAAGCAGGAAAAAGGCCGGGCCCAGUUGGUGGGGGGAUGCUGGAGGUGUGUAGCGGCAGGGAGCGUCGCUGGCGUGCGAGAUUUGAUGCGCAUGAAGGGCUGCAGCUGGGAGCGGCGACUGCCCCUCCGACCGAGCUGUUCAAUGCCGCAGCGGGGGCCUACCUCGACGACAACGACGAACGGGCCAGUGCCAAGGGCAAGACCGACGUGCAGUACAUCAUCCUCGACAGGGUGCCAUCAGCAGCAUCGUCAGGAGGGGCAUGCUGGAUGAGCUCAAGAAGACCCUGGUCAGGAGGAGCAUCCAGAAAAAAGGCCCGUAGGGACGAUGGGAAGGAGAGCGUUCGGGCUGGGAGGCCUCUCCUCCCGAACGAUUUCAUUCGUACCAGGCGCCUGUCGCACCGAACUCCUCGUUGUCCCAGACCGAACGUUCGGUCCUUAUCUACGUGCAAAAACGCUGGGAUGAGGCCAGAGAGGGCUGACUUGGUGACGGAAAACCGGGGCGACCGAGAAAACCAGCAGCGAAAACAACAGCGUCCUCCUCGCUCUGCAACGGUCCACGACCCGACGCAUCGUCGUUUUGCUAGAAAUAAUACUAUACGUGGUAGGUAGCUGAAAAGUCCAUGGUUCUCUGCAUCUGCCAGAUCAGGGCAUGCAUGCUGGAUUGCUGGCCGUCGGCUUUCAGUUUCGGUGUUUCCUCCAAGAGAUUCAGUACGUAGUCUGUAUAGGAUGGCUGACCUGUCUGUCAGUUUUCAGUUUUAUUGUUGUCUCCAGAAGAUUCACAAGUCUAUAUAGAAUCUGAAUCUUUACUUUUUCUACAAAAAUGUGAAUCAUUACUCUCCCUAAAAAAU
Messenger RNA from Triticum aestivum (bread wheat), 1687 nucleotides. RefSeq lists its product as uncharacterized. The transcript is spliced from 4 exons. The record is from RefSeq and is a predicted model, not a curated record. NCBI's taxonomy places the organism in Eukaryota, Viridiplantae, Streptophyta, Magnoliopsida, Poales, Poaceae. The coding region runs from base 393 to 1448 and encodes 351 amino acids.